AUGGCAGAGGCGCCCAAGCUUCUGUACAUAGUGGUGGUUGAUGAAGAGGAGAGCGUUGGUGGAACGGAGAGGCCUUUCCCCGCAUCUCUUCUGCGUUCUUCCCCUGCAUGUCCUGCUUCGUCUUGCUCUCCUCCUAAUUCGUUUCGGUACACGAGACCAGUGCUACAGAGCACCUUACAGCUCAUGGGUUGCAAAGCACGCCACGCUUUCAAGGUAUAAGAGGGGAAAUAGAUCAAAGUAAGAUUUCAUUGUCCUGCAAUUGUCGACCUUUUGCACAUCUGGUGAUAUUUUUUAUCUUGUAUCCGAACGGUUUCCGCAGACGCGAAGCACGAAAUCUUUCAUCGUAAAAAAUAAAUCCCCCGUCCCGAAUCUCAACUGACAUGCGCAUGUGCUUGCUUUAGUUGUCACUUUAUUCAUCAAAUUUUUCCCAACAUACGAAAUCCUAUCCUAAAUUAUCUCGUAGAGGAAGAUUACUUCGUUUUCUGGCUAGUGCAAUUUAUUACAUCUUUAGAUGUUCUUUGCCAGGGUCUUUUGUUCUUGUAAUUAAUUGAUGUGUUUCGUGAUAUCUACAGAUUUCACGGUGUCCUGUUUAUUCUAAGUCGUGUGACAUAGGAAAAAAAAUCGUUACCUGUUUAUAUAUUGGAUGUUUUACGUAUUGUCUGGUAUGUAGGUUUCUAAAUUUCAUGAUAGGAAAAUAUAUUGAAAUGAUUAUCCGUAUGGCUUGAUGUCUCAUCUGUUGUUCCUGGAAUGAGGGGAAAAAAGAGUAAGAUACAGAAUGUGGUGAGGAAAAAAUAAAGAAUUCGUCAUUGACCAAUGUUUUUUUUCAAAGGAAUAUCUGGGGAGCGGUAUCUGCGCUGUCCCUGCAUGCUGGGAUCUGUGUCUUUGGACGUGGAAUCCCUCACCAUCCGAGAAUUAGCUUUAUUGUCUAUUCUUGUAAAAUGCUACUUUAUCCGAUGUUGAGCUCACGACUGGGCACUGUCGUUAUUCUCUUCUGGUUCUUUUUCUUGCCACAUGGAUUGUAUGGUUUUAUGUCUACGGGUGUGUACGUAUACAUUGGUGAGAAAUGUAUCAACUUAUAGCUGACGCUUUAAUCAAUCACGCCUUUUUAUUUGGUUAGAUAUUAUUGCAAUAGGCACUUAUAAGUUUGAAGGUUUUAGGCUGAAAGGUAUUGGUUCUUUCUUGUCAGAUCAGCCGAAGGGUAUUUGAAGUCUUCAGGGCUGAGUGCUCAACUGGCGCUUAUGCAAAUACUAAGAGAGGAAUGUCAGUAAUAACACCUAUUGAAGAAAAUGACCUUAACGGCAUAGAUGACGCCAAAGAGAAUGCCGCAAGACCGUUUGAAUUGUACAAGAGGCUAACAACUGUUGUUGUUGGUAGAGAAACAUUUUUGAAUGUGGUUUGUGAUGCUCUAUCAGAGUACAAGUAUGUAGGACCUAACCAAAGAGCCGAUCUAGUCCUAGCAUGCAGGUACGUUGAAAAAUCUCUCAUUUCUUUCGAAUUACUAAUUUCCGCUUUAUUUUUCGAAUGUCGAUGGUUCAUAUAUGUGUUCCGAAAUUUGGACUCCUUAUGCUUAUUUUCCUCUUCAGUGGUCCCGCAUACUAAAAUAUUUGUGAUGUAUUGCAUCGAGAAUUAAGAGAGUUAAUGUAGAAACUUCUCAGUAAUGCAUUUUUCCAGCGACUCAUCUUACUUCAGCUUUCUUUUACAUUCUGAAGAGGAGACACAUAAACAGGGGAGAGAAAGAGAGAGAGAGACGUAAAGAUGAGCUUAAUUUCAUGAUUUUUUCUGUUCCCCUGAUUCGGAUUCUGGAAGGUCCAGCAUUCCUUGAGAGAGAUGUUCAUGCAUCUGACUGAAGGAUAUAUUCAAGAUGAAAUGAUAUUUCGUUUCUUCAGUGGUUAAUGCAUGAAUAGAUACGAUCUUUAUGUUCAAACUUGCUAGUUCUUCUAAAUAGUAUACUUGCCUCUGAAAUCAUUCGUUUCUUUGUCCUAUUUUGCAGAAUCCGAGAAAGGAAGGAAUCUAUUACCAUCCUUCUCUGCGGCACCAGUGGGUGUGGGAAAUCUACCUUGUCUGCCUUGCUGGUACAUUUCUUAUUCCACUCGCUGAAACGAUGAUAUAUUUUUCUCAGAGCCCAUCUGAAACCCAAUACCAUCCUUUUCAUCUCAUGUUUUCUGUCUGGCUUGUGGUCAUUUGCGGAGGCAUAUCCCGUGUUUAUUUCCACUCACUUCCCUCUUGUGCUCCUUUCCGUUUGAUAUUAUUGAUCUGGUAUGACUCAAAAUCCCUUUUGUGUCGCCCGUGAAGAAUCAGAAAUCGCUUUUAUGAUCUUGGCAUUUCAUGGUAUCUAAUCCUGAAACCUGGACUCUCCUUGAUUCUUAUUGCCCUUGAGUUAUCGAGUGAUAGAAAUUUGCAACAGCGGAUUACCUGAUUUUUGCAUCAGAGGCUUGCAAGCUUUGGCAUUUAGACUGCCCCUGCUGUCAUCCUGUAAAUUUUCAUGUUAGGUGGGCUGAAGCCAGGCGUCCAUAUAUGAACCUGUUGGCUUCUAUCAUAAUCUGACCAUCUAGGACAGUUAUAUAGGCAGUAAUCAAUACUCUCGCAGUUAGCAUUCCGUUUUCUAAUUGGCCAGAAUUGGAUGACCACAUUUUGGCUGUCAUUUGGUGACGCCAUUUAUGAUUUUAUUUGAUAAAGUGUUAUUAUAUGAGGUCCAGAUAUCCAUUUCAUAAGCUAUCAUACGCUACAUUCAUAAAUUGCGCAUUUGGUGAACAGGGCAGCAGAUUGGGUGUGACCACUGUGAUUUCUACAGACUCGAUCAGGCACAUGAUGAGAAGCUUUGUGGAUGAAAAACAAAACCCCCUUCUCUGGGCUUCAACCUAUCAUGCCGGUGAGCACCUCGAUCCCGUCGCUGUUGCAGAAGCAAAGGUAAGAAGGAAAGCGAAGAAACUAGCCGGCAUUACGCCAUUGCCAAAGGAGGAAUCCUCCGGGGUUUCACAGACAAAGAGGGAUGCUCGUACCUCAGAUGGGGCUUCCGCUGUCGGUUUGCUCAGCAAGAAGCAGAUGGCCAUCGAAGGCUUCAAAGCACAGAGUGAGAUGGUAAUCGACAGCCUUGACCGGCUGAUCACCGCCUGGGAAGAACGAAAAGAGUCUGUUGUUGUUGAGGGAGUCCACCUGAGCCUUAAUUUCGUGGUGGGUAUACUUCCCCUUCGACCAUUUUUCAAGAUUCUUUUUUUUUUUUUUUUUCCGAAUGGUGGCUGAGCAUCUUCCAUUCGAUUUCUCAUGUGCAGAUGGGUCUCAUGAAGAAGCAUCCCUCUCUGAUACCCUUCAUGAUCUACAUCACAAACGAGGAGAAACACAUGGAGCGGUUUGCCGUUCGGGCCAAGUACAUGACACUAGACCCGGCGAAGAACAAGUACGUCAAGUACAUCCGCAACAUCAGAACCAUCCAGGAGUACCUCUGCAACCGGGCCGACAAGCACCUGGUCCCCAAGAUAAACAACACGAACGUCGACAGAAGCGUCGCCGCCAUCCACGCCACGGUCUUCAGCUGCCUGCGCCGGCGGGCGGCGGGUGAGCAGAUUUACGACCCGGUCACAAACACGGUCCCUGUGGUGGACGAGGAGUACAGGAAUCAGUGCGCGGCCAAUUCGCUGAGCUCGAAGGGGAUGUACCAACUGAUCCAGAGGCAGGGAUCUUUCAGGCACUUGAUGGCGCUCUUGAACACAGACGGCUCCGUCGCCAAGGCCUGGCCCAUGGAGUCGGUCGUUGCCGGCGGAGCGAGCAGUGGGAGCGAGAAGGUAGUGGGGUGUCCGAUGUAUGGGCCGCUGCAGAUCGGGAAGGCGGAGCCAGUCAAUCUCCAGUUCGGUGGGUUUGGGAUAAGUGCCUGGCCAAGCGAUACUGGCGGCACUAGUCAUGCAGGAAGUGUUGAUGAGUCGCGGGCUGAUGGUACCGACACUGGGAGCCGCUAUUACUCUUCAUGUUGCAGCUCGCCGAGGAUGUCGGAGGGCCACGCCAAGGAGGUACCCACUGUUUUUUUGUUUUUGUUCUUCUUGUUUGUCAUCAUCUGUGUAUUUUGCUGUCUCCCCACUUCCUGAUUUGCACCGUGUUCUUUGUGAACUAUGUAUUUGGGGUAGAGUUCUAUCAUUUUAUCAUCCUAUAGUAAGUUUUCAUGGCUACCCUCCUUGCAUAGGAUCGUUUGCCGGAUGAGAUUCAAUCCAUACUUCCUCUCUCUCUCUCUAACUUGUAGGGGAUGAUUUUCGUUGUAACCAUGUAGCUCAAGGAAGACUUCUCGGUGUGCGGCAGCGAAGAAGAGGCCGAGGAUCACCAUGACGUCGACAGUGACGAAGAUCUCAGCGACGCGGCUAGCCGGGGGAUCGACGAAGAGGUACGGAAAUGGAAAAACAGUGGGCCAUUCUCUGUUCGUUCAUGGUGGAAUUGCGAGGAUGCUUGAAACCGAUUCUCUCUCCUCGCCUCUGUAACACCUCUUCUGGGUCUCCUUCAGAUGGAGGGCUCUGUCGACGAGGAGUCGACCAAGUCCGACGAGGAGUACGAUGACCUCGCCAUGAGAGACGACCUGGAGAACGGGUACUGGUCCGACGACGACGAAGACCGGCGCGGCGGUGACAAGCAGAAAUCCGGGGACAACGGCGGCGCCGCCGCCGGAGAGGGUUCGGCGGAGAAGUACCAGCAGAAUCUGGAGCUCUUCCUCCGAUCCAAUGGCCACAGCUCGCCCUUCUCCGAGGGGAAGACCGCCCGGCGGCGGCGCGCGAGGAGCGAGACCUCGCAGUUCUACAACAGAUCCCUGCAGAGCCCCGGAGAGCUGGGUAACCGUGGGCCCCUCUGCGGCGGCCUCAUCCUCUACUGA
Molecule: messenger RNA, 4846 nt
Organism: Spirodela intermedia
Lineage: Eukaryota; Viridiplantae; Streptophyta; Magnoliopsida; Alismatales; Araceae
Source: the annotation of a GenBank genome assembly